Molecule: messenger RNA, 3517 nt
Organism: Pteronotus mesoamericanus
Lineage: Eukaryota; Metazoa; Chordata; Mammalia; Chiroptera; Mormoopidae
Product: collagen alpha-6(IV) chain-like
Biological process (GO): extracellular matrix organization
Cellular component (GO): collagen trimer
Molecular function (GO): extracellular matrix structural constituent conferring tensile strength
Source: RefSeq, a predicted model, not a curated record
AUGGCUACUGUGGAGCUCAGGUAUAUCUGGGCCCCAAGAAUCCCCAAAGCCACUCCUCCAAGGAUGUCGCCAGUGCCUCCUGUUCUAGACUCUCCUCAAAUGACUCCAGUCUGUGUCACGCUCCCCUUGCUGGGGCCCAAGGGUGAGAAGAAAUCCUAUGGAAAGCCAUGUGGAAGCCAAGACUACAGUGGGGGCUGUAAAUGCUUUCCUGAAAAAGGAGCAGGAGGGCAACCAGGACCAAUUGGAAUUCAAGGUCCAACAGGUCCUCAAGGAUUUACUGGUUCUAGUGAUUUAUCAGGGUUAAAAGGAGAAAGAGUCCCAGGCCCUCUGCGACCAUAUGGACCAAAAGGGAAUAAGCAUCACUUGGGAGUUCCCGACUUUCUUGGCAUUAAUGGGAUCCCAGGCCACCCUGGACAGCAUGGGCCCAGAGGGCCACGAGACCUGGAUGACUGUAAUGGAACUCAAGGAUCUGUUGGAUUUCCUGGCCCUGAUGGCUAUCGUGGACUUCUUGGACCACUUGAGUAUCCUGGACUGCCUGGACUAGAUGGAAUCACUGGCCUACAAGGAACACCUGGUUCUCCAGGAGCUAUAAGAACUAUAGGAUCACCAGGGUUUCAAAUAAGUAACAUAAAUCAUAGAAUUCAUGGUCCUCCAGGCUUCCCUGGUCUCCCUGGUCUUGAUGGGAAUAUGGGGUUAGGUUUCCAAGGAGACAAGGGAGAUGUUGGCCUCCCCAGCCCUGAAGGACCCCCACCAUUUACCAGAGAACUGGAAUUUAUGGUAUUUCCCAAAGGGAAAGAAGGAUCUAAGGGGGAACCAGGGCUUCCGGGUUUCCCAGAAACAAGUGGCCCUCCAGGUCUCCAACCUCCCAUUGGAAUCCUGGAGCUUUCAGGACAUUCUGGAGCGAGAGGUCCAAAAGGUGAGGCAGGUUCCCCUGCAUCAACUGGAAAAAGAGGUCUUCCUGGGACAAAAGGCCUUCCUGGAUCUUCAGGGGUAAUUGGCCCCCAGGGGAACUCAGGCUUGCCAGGAGCCACUGGGCUGCCAGGCCUGCCAGGUCCAAAGGGUGAGAAGGAGUCUGUUGGACUGAUAGGUUUUCCAGGGAUGCCAAGUCUCCCUGGUAUUCCUGGUGCAAAUGGAUUAAAGGGUAUUCCUGGGUUAGGUAGAAAAGUGGGACAAUCUGGAUGGGCUGGUAGCCCUGGUCGAAAAGGAGACAGAGGUGACCCGGGACCAUUCGGAAUUCCCAGUCUAAGACUUCCAAUGCUGAACCUUCAGUGCAAAGGAGACAAAGGCUCUCAGAGCUCAGCUGGAUUGGACAGAUUUCCUGGAUUCAGAGGUGACAAGGGAGAAACUGGUCUUCCUGGGCCAUGAGGCUUGCCUGGAGCUCCUGGAUUCCGCAGUACCAUCAAAGGACUUAAUGGGAGACCUGGCUCCCCUGGCUCCACAGGACUAUGAGGCUUACCUGGCCUGAAAGGCUCCCCUGGAAUAUUGGGCUUCCCAGGAAUUGAAGGAGAAAGUGGUUCACAGGGUCUCAGUGGAGCUCCUGGGCUCCCAGGAGCAUCUGGCCUCCCACGUUUAAAAGGAGAUCAAGGCCAGACACUUGGACUUCCUGGCAGACCAGGACCUAAGGGACAACCUGGGGAGCCUGGCUUGCAAGGUAUGAAAGGAAAAGCUAAACAAGUUGGUGACAUGGGUUUCACUGGAAUUAAAGGUGAUGAUGGGAAAGUUGUUAUUCCUGGAGAUGUUGGCCUUCCUGGCUCCCCAGGACUUCCCAGGAUUGAAGGCACGAGAGGAAUCCCAGGGCUUUCAGGUUCUCUGGGCCACCCAGGGCCUCCUGGGGCUGUGGGACAUGCUGGUGUAAUAGGAACUAAAGGUUAUCCUGGAGUUCUUUGUUUGCAUGGACUAAAUGGUCUUCUAGGAACCAAGGGAACCCAUGGAACUCCAGGACCAAGUAUAACUGGUAUGCCAGGGCCAGCUGGCUUACCUGGUCCCAAAGGUGAAAAGCAUUCUCCAGGAAUUGGCACUGGAGUGCCUGGGAAGCCAGGCAUGAAAGGAGAAAAAGGUGGUCAAGGUUUUCCAGGUCUCAAGGGCCCUGCUGGUCCCCCUGGUGCCCUAGGCCUCUCUUUGCCAUCAGUCAUAGCAGCACAGCCUGGAGACCCUGGGCGACCUGGCCUGGAUGGAGAACAAGGCCGUCCAGGUCCUCCAGGGCCCCUAGGUCCUCCUGGGCCAUCCUCUGAUCAAGGUGACCCUGGAGAUCCUGGCUUCCCUGGAAAUCCUGGCUCUAAAGGGCCCAAAGGACACAAAGGAAUUCCAGGUUUCUCUGGCCUCCCUGGAGAGCUAGGACUGAAAGGUAUGAAAGUUGAGCCUGGCUUCAUGGGGACUCCAGGCAAGGUUGGGCCACCUGGAGACCCAGGAUUACGUGGGAUGAAGGGGAAGGCAGACCCAAGAGGCUUUUCUGGCCCCCGAGGUGCUCCUGGCCAAACACCAAUUGCAGAAGCCAUUCAGGCUCCUCCUGGACCCAUGGGUCUACAGGGUAUUGAUGGCAUCCCUAGUCCCAUGGGAGAUCCUGGAGUUUGAGGCCCUGUAGGCCUACAAGGCUCCAAAGGUUUACCUGGCAUCCCUAGCAAAGAUGGCCUAAGCGGGCCCCCUGGCCCACCUGGGCCUCUUGGUGAUCCUGGUCUUCCUGGACUGCAAGGCCCUCCAGGUUUUGAAGGAUCUCCUGGAAAACAGGGCCCCUUUCGGAAGGCUGGAUUGCGUGGACAGAGCGUGAGAGUGGGCUACACCUUGGUGAAGCACAGCCAGUCAAAACAGGUGCCCCUGUGCCCCUCUGAGACGACCCAGCUGUGGUUCAGUUACAGCUUGCUGUUCGUGGAGGGGCAGGAGAAAGCCCACAACCAGGACUUGGGGUUUGCUGGCUCCUGCCUGCCCCGCUUCAGUACCAUGCCCUUCAUCUACUGCAACAUCAAUGAAGUGUGCCACUAUGCCAUGCACAAUGAUAAAUCCUGCUGGCUCUACACCUCUUCCCCCAUCCCCAUGAUGCUCAUCAGCCAGACCAAGAUCCCUCAGAACAUCAGCCACUGCUCUGUGUGUGAGGCACCCUCACAAGCCAUUGCUGUGCCCAGCCAGGAUAUCACCAUUCCACAGUACCCCCUGGGCUGGCACAGCCUCUGGACUAGGUACUCCUUCCUCAUGUACACUGCUGUUGGUGCCGAGGGUGGAGGCCAGUCCCUGGUCUCGCCUGGUUCCUGCUUAAAGGAUUUUCAUGCCACUCCUUUCAUUGAAUGCAGUGGUGCCCGGGGAACCUGCCACUAUUUUGCCAACAAGUAUAGUUUCUGGCUGACGACAGUGGAAUAGUGGCAGCAGUUUGGAGAGAAACCUGUACUAGAAACAUUGAAAGCUGGGCAGCACCAUACACGAGUCAGCCACUGCCAGGUGUGUACGAAAAGCCUAUAGGGUGGCCCCUGCCACUCUUCCCCUUGCUCUCCCUUCCCCCACACAGUAGUCACCUCACAAACCCAAACCA